UGGGGGGCCGGGGAUCCCCGAGUGGAGGUAACUCCACAAGCUUCAGUCACAGGAACGAGGUCGCGCCCCUGGUGCGCAGAUCCAUUACUCGCCUCCCCAAGUGGAUCCACACCCGGCCCAGAGCGCUCCUGCCUCCCUGCUCUGUUCCCCAUCGCCGGCGUCCGGGAUGGAGUGAAGCAGCCGGCAGGCGAAGGUCGGCGCUGCGAGGACAGAGAGCGCCUUCCUUGGUUCAACUGACCUCUCAGGGAGGCCGGGGUCAGGGACCAUCGUCCCGCACCCACCGCGGAAGACCCGGCUGCCUCCGCGCCCUUACUGGGCAGGGGAUGAGGAGAGGCCCAAGCCAGCAGUGGGAGACCCGGGAGGGGAUAUUUGGGUGGUGGGACCCGAGGGAGGGCUGGGAGCCCUUUCAGGCUGGGCUACAGUGUGGGUGCGCACUCACUGUCGCGCGCAAGUGAGGGCCCCGCGCCCCCCGCGCUGACUCAGCGUAGUGCCCGCGCCCCUGCGCUGCGGGAGCAACCAGCGGCUGUUUCCAUUCUUCGGUCUCCUUCUCCAACCCUCUUUGCCCUCUUCAGGGUUCCGCAAGGAGGGUGGGGCAUGGCUUCGGUCGCAGCGCUUGGGUACCACCGAGUCCCCGCCCUUUGUUUACAGACGAGAAAACAAACUUAGCAGAGAAGGAAAGGUCACACGAAGAGUCGUGGCUGCGCGGCCAGCUCUCCUGACUCCCGUCUGGCGCUCCUUGCAUCACACGAGUCUGCUUUCCAGCAGCUGCCCGCAUCUCUGUCUACACCCGUAACCCUCCAGGUUAGCGGUGUAACGCCGUCACCUGGCAGCAGGAGGCGAUGGAGAUGUGGAAACUGAGGCAUAAACACUUCAAGUUCAAGGUCGGAGAACUAGAAAGGGACGGAACCAGGAAUGGACACCUGUCGUCUAGUUCCGGAGCCUCUGCACCCACCGCUCUGCUCUCAGAGCACUUCAUGAUCACCAGACACUCUGAUGCAAAAGAAGGAGGCUUUGGGGAGGUUGUCAAUCUUGGGGCUCUUCUUGCAUCACCUCCAAAGGGGAGGAUGUGACAUCUCCAGUGAGCCAUCACCAAGCCAGCAGCUGCUAUCAGGUAAGCCAGGUGUGUGUCUGGGUGGGAAGGGAGCAUGGCUGGCAAGGACAGCAUUGAGAUGCCUUUCGUGUGCAUCAGUCCUGCCUGAGGUGAAGAUGAUGGAUGGUGUUUGGAUGUCCCUUGUUCACAUCUAACUUGUCUCAGCAGCUUUGGCAGAUGACAGGGGCUGUCACCUCAGAGGCUGCUCUGACUUGUCCUGACCCGCAUGGGGCCUCAGUACAUUAAGCCACUCCUUGGCCUCACCCCUGCUAACGUCCCUUCUUCCCAGCCUGCAGGUGGAUUUUACUCCCUCUCAGGCAGGGAGGUGCCGUAUCUCUCAUCACCUCAUCCUCUCGAGGUGGGGAGACUUGUUUUUCUUUCCCUGCUUGAGACGAUACUCACCGGGGUUGACGAAACACCUCAUCUAGCUGAUGCCUCAAAACCUUACGUGAAAUGGAUGAAACUCGUGAUGGAGAAGGUUCCAGCCAGCCUGUCGAGGCCAAAACAAAGGCCCAGGGUAUGAGUCACCAAUCAGACGUCCUGCCCUGUGACCAGCUGAGGGACCAGGUCAUCGGAAACCAGAGCAGCCACACCCAGCUGAUGGAGACGCUGCUGCACCUGCGGCAGACCGUAGACGAUUGUAUCACACAGCUGACGACCAGGCCCCCACAGCUGGACCUGCCGCUGGAGGAGCAGAGGCACAAUCAGGCCACCGGGGAGCAGGAAGCCUUCCUGCGCCAGGUGGUCAACUUCCUCCAGUCUGGGGCCAUGUGGGGCCUGGGGCUCCAAGCGCCUCACCCUACCCUGGGCCCUAGGGAUGAUGCUGGAGGCGGGCAGCAGGCACAGCUGUCCAGGCAGCUUGACCAGCUAGUUUACCAACUGAGUCAUCUGGAAGUUGCAUUUGUCAGCCGUGACCUGUCCAACCAUGGGACUGACAUCUCUGCCUUCGAGCGCUCCAAAUUCCAGGACUUCAAGACCUACCAAGGAGACAAAUACCAUGAGGACAAGAACACCAUGGGCUUCAUCAACCUCGGUGUCAGUGAGAACAAGCUGUGCACUGAUCUGAUGACCGAAAGGUUGAGUCGGAGUGACAUGAACCACCUUGAGGAUGCCCUGCUGCAAUAUUCUGACCAGAGAGGGCAACCAUUCCUGCGGGAAGAAGUGGCCCGCUUCUUGACCUGCUAUUGCAAGUCACCUGCCCGCCUUGAUCCGGAAAACGUGGUUGUUCUAAGUGGCUGCUGCUCUGUCUUCUCCGCGCUGGCCACGGUUCUGUGUGAUCCAGGUGAGGCCUUGCUGACCCCCACCCCCUUCUUUGGUGGCCUCGUCGUGGGUUCCUACCUGUAUUCGAAAGUUGAGCUGUUGCCUGUCCACCUGGACAGUGAGAUCACUGAUGGGAGCGCCCGUCCAUUCCAGCUCACUGUGGACAAGUUGGAGCAGGCCCUGCUUGAGGCCACGCUUAAGGGGAAAAAGGUCAGAGGCCUUUUGCUAAUCAAUCCUCAGAAUCCCCUGGGAGAUGUCUACUCUAGAGACUCACUGGAGGAAUACCUGGAAUUUGCCAAGAGGUACAACCUACAUGUGAUCAUAGAUGAGAUAUACAUGCUGUCUGUGUUUGAUGACUCCGUCACCUUCCACAGUGUUCUGAGCAUGGAAAGUUUGCCUGACCCCAACAGAACCCACGUGAUCUGGGGCACCAGUAAGGAUUUUGGCAUCUCUGGCUUCCGCUUUGGUGCUCUGUACACCCACAACAAGGAGGUGGUCUCCGCUGUGAGCUGUUUUGGCUUCCUCAGUGGCAUCUCUGGGAUCACCCAGUACAAGCUGUGUCGGCUGCUCCAGGACAGAGAAUGGAUUGACAAAGUGUACCUGCCCACUAAUCACUCUCGGCUGAAGGCAGCUCACAGGUACAUCACCAACAAGUUGAAGGCGUUGAAGAUCCCCUUUCUCAAUCGUGGUUCAGGCCUCUAUGUCUGGAUGAACUUGAAAGAGUACCUGCAACCAUGUACCUUUGAGGAAGAGCUGCUCCUCCAUCACCGUUUCUUGGGCAACAAGCUGAUACUGUCCCCUGGCAAGACCUACAUGUGUAAGGAGCCUGGCUGGUUCCGCCUCGUCUUUUCGGAUAAGCCCCUCCCGUUAAAACUUGCCAUGCAUCGGUUCUAUGAGGUGCUCGCGGAGCAGAAGCGGGAUCUGAGAGUGAAGCAACUGGAGGAUCCGCAGAAGGAGUAAUCCGUCUGCCUCCCAACCAGCGGCUCCGCCAGUCACAUGCUCAGGGAGUCCCACAUGCUCAGUCCCUGGUCCAGAAGGCUGGCGUAUUGGCUUGAUGCUGUGACUGAACAGUGGCUUCCUCCAGGAAUGGGCUCGUGAGACCCAGUCAUCAACGUCCUUCAGCUGAGCAUCUGUCAUUUUUGGAAGCUUUGCAUCUUUUUAGUCUUUGGUAGCCAUUGUGUCUUUGCAAAAUGUUUUUAUGGGCGUGGAGGUCGGAAAGCCUAGAAAGGAAUAAAGGGAGCUCUCUGGCUCCCUAUUUAGAUGGGCUUAUUUUUUGUAUUCCAUAUCUAAUGAAUUCCAUAUUCUUUUAAAUUCUAGAUCUGUUUUAUUUUUUGUUCAUAUUCUUCGAUUUUUUUCUUCCUUUUAAAUUCUAAGGCAGGUUAUAUGUGCAGAAUACUGUCUGGGGCAGGUCAGAAAGGCAGGCAAAAAGUGAUCCCUAAUGAAUGGAGCACUUGCCAGGUGUUGGAGGCAGCGUCCUGUAGGAUCCUUACAUGUCACACCCACCUUACACAGGAGUGGCUAAGUGGCAGGGUGGGGGGUACAAUUCCAAAUGUUCCUGCUUCCAAAUACAAGGUCUUUCCCUUCUUGCCUCUCCAAAAGGCUUUUCAAAGGAAAGCCGAGCUUCAGGAAGCUGAUUCUUUUAUAACGAGCAGUAGGUCUGCCUGAAAUUUGGUCUGGAGGGAGAUGUUAUCUUUAUUUUACUGAGUAGUAAACAAACCUACCCUUUGCUCUGGAGGGAGACACUCACUUAUCAUCUAUGUAUCUCCUUGAAGAUAGCCUGGAACGGAGCAGUCAGUGUCCCUGCUUGCCAGAAAGGCAGAAACGCAAGGCCCCGGGAAGAUGCAUCUCCUGCCAGCAUCUUGUGUCCCUGCUAAACUCACUUUAUUAGCCCUAGUCGUUUGGGGGGGAUUUUUUUGAAUUUUCAAUGUAUGCAAUCAUGUUGCUUGUGAAUAAAGAUGAUUUUCCUUCUUCCUUUUGAAUA
Equus quagga is the source of this 4331-nucleotide messenger RNA. It is a transcript of the gene ACCSL, whose product is annotated as 1-aminocyclopropane-1-carboxylate synthase homolog (inactive) like. The transcript is spliced from 17 exons. The coding region runs from base 1544 to 3310 and encodes 588 amino acids. The record is from RefSeq and is a predicted model, not a curated record. Lineage: Eukaryota; Metazoa; Chordata; Mammalia; Perissodactyla; Equidae. Gene Ontology annotation, molecular function: transaminase activity; pyridoxal phosphate binding. Gene Ontology annotation, biological process: amino acid metabolic process; biosynthetic process.